Messenger RNA from Lodderomyces orthopsilosis Co 90-125, 318 nucleotides. RefSeq names its product Cox19p (gene COX19). Gene Ontology annotation, biological process: mitochondrial respiratory chain complex IV assembly. The transcript is spliced from 2 exons. Bases 1 to 318 code for a protein of 105 amino acids. NCBI's taxonomy places the organism in Eukaryota, Fungi, Ascomycota, Pichiomycetes, Serinales, Debaryomycetaceae. Gene Ontology annotation, cellular component: mitochondrial intermembrane space. The record is from RefSeq and is a predicted model, not a curated record.
AUGGCCAGUGGAGCACCAGGAGGAAAUUUCAGAACAUGGACACCAACACCACCCGAGAGAGGUUCGUUUCCUCUUGAUCACGAUGGGGAAUGUAAGGAACAAAUGAUGAAGUAUCUCAAGUGCAUGAAAUUCACAGAGAACAAGAAUGCUCCAAACUGUCGGAUAUUAGCAAAAGACUAUUUAAAGUGCAGGAUGGACAACCAGUUGAUGGAUAAAAGUGAUUGGGAUUCGCUAGGGUUAAUAAAUCUACCAGGAGAUAAAGAAAAUCAUAGCAAGACAAAUCCGGCAGGGGAGGAGAAAACAAAACCGAGGAACUGA